AUGGAAUCGAAAGUUUCUGUCAAGUUUGUGAAGGUCAUUCGGGUCUUAGGCCGGACCGGAUCUCGCGGUGGAGUUACUCAAGUGCGGGUUGAAUUUAUGGACGACACUUCUCGCAGUAUAAUCCGGAAUGUAAAAGGCCCAGUCCGCGAGGAUGAUAUACUCUGCUUACUUGAGUCUGAACGUGAAGCUCGAAGACUAAGAUAA
This is a messenger RNA of Blumeria graminis f. sp. triticale, 204 nucleotides long. NCBI's taxonomy places the organism in Eukaryota, Fungi, Ascomycota, Leotiomycetes, Helotiales, Erysiphaceae. The record is from the annotation of a GenBank genome assembly.